GUCUACCGUCUCCUCUUCAGUUUUCUGCGGCCACGCUAAGCUCUCUUCUCCUCCUCCUCCUCCUCCUCCUCCUCCUCGUUACCUCACUGCCGUAAAUCUUCUGUGGGACGGCAAUCUGAGUUCUCUCUUCCUCUUCUUCCUCUGUUUCCAUCUCAGAUCUACUCUUCUUCUUCCUCAUCAAUUCAUCAAAACCUUUUGAGAAAUCGGCCUCAACUUCUGUCGAGCUCAGAAGCAUCUACUGUUCGUGUUCGUAGAUUAGCACUCAGUUAUCAGCGCCUGCUCUUUUUGCACUUCUCCAUAUCUGAGCUGUGAAUCUUGGCCCUGUUAUAGGAGCAGAGAGAGAUGGCAGAUCGCUUAACGCGUAUUGCUAUUGUGAGCCAAGACAGGUGCAAGCCCAAGAAAUGUCGCCAGGAAUGCAAGAAGAGUUGUCCUGUUGUCAAAACCGGGAAGCUAUGUAUUGAGGUUACUCCUGCGUCCAAGAUUGCCUUCAUAUCAGAGGAGUUGUGCAUCGGUUGUGGUAUCUGUGUCAAGAAAUGCCCUUUUGAAGCAAUUCAAAUCAUCAACCUGCCAAGAGAUUUGGAUAAAGAUACAACUCACCGCUAUGGCCCCAAUACCUUUAAGUUGCACAGAUUGCCAGUCCCUAGGCCUGGGCAAGUUCUUGGUUUGGUUGGAACCAAUGGCAUUGGGAAAUCUACCGCACUUAAAGUUUUAGCUGGAAAACUUAAACCAAAUUUGGGUCGUUUCAAUAACCCACCUGAUUGGCAGGAAAUCUUGACCUACUUUCGCGGAUCUGAGCUACAGAACUAUUUUACUCGCAUAUUGGAAGAUAAUUUGAAGUUUGAUGAACCUUCAAGUUAUCUUGAUGUCAAACAGAGGCUUAAAGCAGCACAAGUUAUUCGAUCUUUGCUGAGGCCUAAUAGCUAUGUAAUUGUCGUUGAGCAUGACCUUAGUGUGCUGGAUUAUUUGUCAGACUUCAUCUGCUGUUUGUAUGGUAAACCUGGUGCAUAUGGAGUUGUGACCCUUCCAUUUUCCGUGAGAGAAGGAAUUAAUAUAUUCUUAGCUGGCUUUGUGCCAACAGAAAACUUACGGUUCCGGGAUGAAUCUCUUACCUUCAAGGUUGCUGAGACUCCCCAGGAAACCUCUGAAGAAAUUGAGACAUAUGCGAGAUAUAGAUAUCCGACCAUGAGUAAAACUCAGGGAAAUUUUAAACUUAAAGUGAUUGAGGGUGAAUUUACUGAUUCCCAGAUAAUUGUAAUGCUGGGUGAGAAUGGAACAGGCAAGACAACAUUUAUCCGCAUGCUGGCGGGUUUAUUGAAACCUGAUACAGUAGAAGGUUCUGAUGUGGAGAUACCUGAGUUCAAUGUUUCUUACAAACCACAGAAGAUCAGUCCAAAGUUUCAGUCUACUGUUAGACACUUACUACACCAAAAAAUACGUGAUUCAUACAUGCAUCCUCAAUUUGUAUCAGAUGUGAUGAAGCCUCUUCUUAUUGAUCAAUUAAUGGAUCAGGAAGUUGUCAAUCUCUCUGGUGGAGAGUUGCAAAGAGUUGCAUUAGCUCUGUGCCUUGGAAAGCCGGCGGAUAUUUAUCUCAUUGAUGAACCAAGUGCUUAUCUUGAUUCCGAGCAACGUAUUGUUGCUUCUAAAGUCAUAAAGAGGUUUAUCCUUCAUGCAAAGAAAACCGCAUUUGUUGUUGAGCAUGAUUUUAUAAUGGCAACUUAUCUGGCAGAUAGAGUUAUUGUCUAUGAGGGAAAGCCAUCUGUUGAUUGUACAGCAAAUUCUCCUCAAUCAUUAUUGACUGGGAUGAAUCUCUUCCUAUCACAUCUGGACAUCACAUUCCGGCGGGAUCCAACUAAUUAUAGGCCACGGAUCAACAAAUUGGAUUCAACUAAGGACAGGGAGCAAAAAUCUGCUGGGUCGUAUUACUACCUGGACGAUUGAGUUGUGCAAAAUUAUAGGGUACCACUGCAAGGGUCUAUUAGAUUUGAAUGGUUGUAAUACUAGGAGGUAAAGGGAGAAAAAGCUCAGUGGCUGUGGUAUGUUGUUGAUAGAUGAGAAACCACGUCUGUCUGUUUGCUCGAAGGACAUUGCUGGCCAUCCAUGGAGGCUGCUACAGUAGAAUUCACUGAUAUGAUGCUUACUGUCUACCAGUUUUGGUUAUGACAAUAGGCAAGUCAAUCUGAACUCUAGUUGCAUAACAUCUCUGGUAUUUCAUUAGAUGAACGAAAUAGAAAAGAUUCAUACAAAGAAAAUAAGUUAUUGAGGACGAGCAUGCUUUUUUCUUUUGUUACGUUGUUUAUAUUACUGCUUCCUUGUGAGUUGCAAUUCCAUUGUGUCUGUGGCUAUCUUGUGUCUCCUCCUCUUGUUAGGGUUUCUCCAUGGAUUAAUAUCCACCUUUAGGCUUUAUUUUACUUGCGUUGAAUGAUUUUUGACACCCUACUCUGAUGACAUUCUGAAAUUUUAAUAUUUUAAUAAA
Messenger RNA from Carica papaya (papaya), 2473 nucleotides. The record is from RefSeq and is a predicted model, not a curated record. Lineage: Eukaryota; Viridiplantae; Streptophyta; Magnoliopsida; Brassicales; Caricaceae.